UACACCAUGUCAAAUUGUAUCUUUCACACAUACAUUUUAAAAAAAUGGCACUGCAAGAAGCUGAAGAACACUCUAGACACUUGCUUCAUUCUCAAGCUCACAUAUGGAACCACAUUUUCAGCUUCAUAAACUCCAUGACACUCAAAUGUGCAAUUCAGCUACAAAUACCCGAUAUUAUAAAUCGUCAUGGUGCACCAAUGUUGCUCUCUGAGUUAGUGGAAGCCCUCCCUAUCAACAAAGAGAAAUCCUCUUUUGUCUAUCGACUUAUGAGCAUCCUUGUGCACAAUGGUUUCUUCAUGAAACAAAGUGUAUCCACGACCGGAGGCAAUGAUGAGGAGGGAGAAGGCUAUUUGCUAGCUCCUGCUUCUCGGUUGCUUCUAAAGGACGAACCAUUAAGCAUGAGGCCGUUCUUGCUAGCCAUGUUGGAUCCAAUACUUAUGGAUCCAUGGCAACAUUUGAGCAGUUGGUUCCAAAAUGACGAUGUCACCCCCUUUCAAACAGCCCAUGGAAGGAUCAUUUGGGAUUUUGCGUUACAAGAGCCAAUGCUUAACCAAUUCCUUAAUGAAGGAAUGGCUAGUGAUGCAAGGCUUUUUGCAGUUGUCAUUCUUGAACAAUGUGGAGGUAUUUUCGAAGGGCUAGAUUCGAUUGUUGAUGUUGGAGGUGGUACUGGGACUCUUGCUAGAUCUAUUGCCGAAGCCUUACCCGAUAUUGAUUGCAUUUGUUUUGAUCUCCCACAUGUUGUUAAGGGUUUGGAUGGAAGUAAAAAUUUGAGUUAUGUUGGUGGGGACAUGUUUGAAGCCAUUCCCAAAGCAGAUGCAGUUUUGUUGAAGUGGAUAUUACAUGAUUGGAACGAUGAAGAAUGCAUAAAGAUAUUGAAGAGAUGCAAAGAGGCGAUUUCAAGCAAUGAUAAAGGAGGAAAGUUGAUCAUCAUAGACAUGGUGGUGAUGAAUGAUGAACCGGGCAACAAAACACUUGAGACUCAGCUUAGAUUUGAUAUGAUGAUGAUGACAUUGGCUACAGGAAGAGAGAGGAGCGAGAAGGAUUGGGCAAAGCUAUUCUCAAAUGCUUGCUUUAGUGAUUAUAAAAUAACUUUACUUCAGGGUUUUAGGUCUGUGAUCGAAGUCUACCCGUAGUUAACUAAGGCAAAUCACUUUAUACAACCAUCAUAAAAGAUGGUGGAAUUAAAUAAUGAUACGGUCCGUAUCUUAUGUUUGUUGUAACAUUUAAUCAAUUUAUCAAUUAUCACUUUCUUAUUUCUAUACAAAAA
Messenger RNA from Helianthus annuus (common sunflower), 1267 nucleotides. RefSeq names its product probable O-methyltransferase 3. Gene Ontology annotation, biological process: methylation. Bases 45 to 1133 code for a protein of 362 amino acids. NCBI's taxonomy places the organism in Eukaryota, Viridiplantae, Streptophyta, Magnoliopsida, Asterales, Asteraceae. The record is from RefSeq and is a predicted model, not a curated record. The transcript is spliced from 2 exons. Gene Ontology annotation, molecular function: S-adenosylmethionine-dependent methyltransferase activity; O-methyltransferase activity; protein dimerization activity.